AUGUCGUCUCUGGUAUCCGACUUCCUCAUCAACCCGGUCCUCCGACAAGCUCGCCGCUUUUCAGAGAUCUCGAGAACAACCUUUGUCUCCGAGCGGGACUCUUCGUCCGACCCCGUCGUCGCUCCGAGCGACCUGGAUAGUCCCGCAAUCCGGCAUGCGACUGUUGCGCCACCCGAACCCACUCCGGCACGAUCACUCGACAUUGCGACGCUGCCGCCAACUGUCGACGACGACGAGCAACCUCAGUCUCCCGUUCCUCUAGCCCAGAACGCACCAUACACGAUGGCCGCAAUGCCACCUACAACACGGGAAUCUCUACCCGCCGACGACGGCAUGGGUGCGAUGCGAAAGCGUCUACUCGACAUCCAGUCACAAGAUAUCGCAGCAGACGACAAGGCCCGGCUUAUGCACGAGGCUUUGAUGGAGGGGUAUCGCAAGUCUCGAGACGCUCCGCGCCAAGCCAAUGCACUGGCCAGCGUGAUACCCGCAGGGGAAGCAUGGGAACAGACAUUGCCGAUGGCGCCUCUCGAGUCGUUGAAGUUUUGGCAACAUUCGAUAGGAGAACCGUCAUCGCCAGAAAAGUUUGUUUUGACCGCCGACGAUGUCCGGCCCACGUACGCGGCCUCAAAGCUUGCUACAAGAGAAGAGCCUGAGGGUGCUGUGAUUCUUGGCUGUCAACAUUACCGCCGCAAUGUCAAGCUGCAGUGCUCGACUUGCGCCAAGUGGUACACUUGUCGUUUCUGCCAUGACGCAGUCGAGGACCACACUCUUGUCAGGAAGGAAACCAAAAACAUGUUAUGCAUGCUUUGCGCCACUCCUCAGAAAGCAUCAGACGUUUGCGUGAAUUGCGGAGAGACCGCUGCCCGUUACUACUGCAACAUGUGUAAACUUUGGGAUGACCAUCCAUCCAAUCCAAUUUACCAUUGUAACGACUGUGGUAUCUGCCGACGAGGAAGAGGUAUCGGGAAGGACUUCUUCCAUUGCAAGAAAUGUUGCGCAUGCAUCUCAAUUUCUAUUCAACAGUCACACAAGUGCAUCGAGCGCUCAACGGAUUGUGACUGUCCUAUUUGCGGAGAAUACAUGUUUACAUCUCCCAAGCCAGUCGUAUUUAUGGGGUGUGGUCACAGCAUUCACCAGAAGUGCUACGACGAGCACAUGCUGAGAUCAUACAAAUGUCCCAUUUGCAACAAGAGUCUGCUCAACAUGCAGAGCCAAUUCCGCCAAUUAGAGCUGGCCAUACUUGCCCAGCCGAUGCCCCCCGAAUUCAGGGACACUCGCGCCACAAUCUUGUGUAACGAUUGCAGCGGGAAGAGUUCCGUCCCGUACCACUGGCUCGGCCUCAAGUGCGCGAUUUGCACUUCUUACAACACGGUAGAGAUUCAGAUUAGUGGCGGGAGGGAAGAGACGCCAGCCAGUCACGUGCCCGUCACGCCAGCAGCAGUCACGCCGGCUCUUCUUUCUCCUAUACAGCCUACUCCCGUGACGACGCAAGCUGCUGCUGCUCCGGCAGGAAUGGAUAUACCGCAGGUCGGCAGGCGACGGCAUUCGUCUCAUGCUGGCCCUGAGGCGCGUCAUCUGAUGUUGGAUCGCUUUGCUAGGUCAGCUUCGCCAGCAGUCACGCCCGGUAUGCCACCACCAAACUCGGCAAAUGCUGCAAUCGAAGAAGAAGACGAAUCAGAGAAUGAUAUUCUCAACUUAUGGGGUCGGGGUCAUGGUGACUCGGACGAUACAAUGUCGACAGAUGUGGACGAAGAAGACUCGGAGGGCGAGGAUGAUGAUGAUGAUGAUGACUAUGAGAACGAGAUCAUGCUCAUCGGACAUCGGUAA
This is a messenger RNA of Colletotrichum godetiae, 1827 nucleotides long. Its product is annotated as CHY zinc finger protein. The record is from RefSeq and is a predicted model, not a curated record. The transcript is spliced from 2 exons. Gene Ontology annotation, molecular function: zinc ion binding. The coding region runs from base 1 to 1827 and encodes 608 amino acids. NCBI's taxonomy places the organism in Eukaryota, Fungi, Ascomycota, Sordariomycetes, Glomerellales, Glomerellaceae.